Perkinsus marinus ATCC 50983 is the source of this 1129-nucleotide messenger RNA. RefSeq names its product elongation factor ts, putative. Gene Ontology annotation, cellular component: mitochondrial matrix. The transcript has 11 exons. The coding region runs from base 7 to 1119 and encodes 370 amino acids. The record is from RefSeq and is a predicted model, not a curated record. Gene Ontology annotation, molecular function: translation elongation factor activity; protein binding. Gene Ontology annotation, biological process: mitochondrial translational elongation. Lineage: Eukaryota; Perkinsozoa; Perkinsida; Perkinsidae.
AGUUGAAUGGCUUUGCUCUCUAGAAGCCUCCUCGGCCCCUCAUACGCUGUUGGAAGGCUCGUGUGGGGCUGCCCCUCCUUGAUGGGACGUAGCUUCUGUGCAUCUCCUCAGCAGGCGUACAAGCCCUCCAUGGCCUUGGUCCAAGAGCUGCGGAAGAGGACGGGUGCUUCCAUCAGUAAGUGCCGAGAUGCCCUAGCCGAUGAGGGUGGUGAUGUCGAGAAGGCUAUGACGUGGUUGAAGAAGAGGGGGAUCCAAUCAGCCAGUGAGAAGACCUUCCGACGGGCCGGGGAAGGCGUGGUAGCGGCAGCAGUCCGUGGUCACUAUGGAGCUCUGGUUGAGAUCUCAUGCGAGACGGAUUUUGUUGGUCGGACCCCCCUCCUCAUCGAGUUUGCUCACACUCUAGCGGACUUGGUCACCGAGACGCCGUAUCUCGGCUCUGAUGUCGAAGGCCUCCUCGUGGAGGGCAUGCUUAAAGGACCAGUCAAGGUCGACACUACCCUAGUUAUGGAAGACCACCGUCCGAGGCAGGAGCUACAGAGCUUGAAGGUCAGCGAUGCUAUCUUGGAGAUCAGCUCAAUUCUGGGGGAAAAUAUCGGCCUCAAGCGGGUGGCCACUAUAGGACAUUCACCGGACACCACUCCUCCCGAUUCGCACAUCUUCCAUUACGUCCACUCAGCAAUCAAUGGCAACCAAUGUCGGGACGUCGGCAAACUAGCGAGUCUGGUGAUGGUGGGGAAGUCCGGCCAAGGAGGCGGUAUGGUCGAUGAAGACACCCUCGCCUUCAUCGGUAAGGUCAUCGCCAUGCAAGUAGUGGCUAAACGACCGAAGUACAUCCAAGUCGGGGACGUUCCUAAGGAUGUACUUGAGGCAGAGAGGCAGAUAGGGAGGGCUGCCCAUUUGGCCGGAGGAGGGAAGGAGAUCCCCGACCAAGUCUUGGAAAAUAUCCUAGAUGGUAAGGCCGCCAAGAUGCGUGCUGAAGAUACGUUGUAUGAGAUGGAGAUCCUUCUACCACCAUCGUCGGGCCAGUCAGAGAAUAAUAAGGCUGAGACAGUUGGAGAAAGGCUGCGGAAGCUUGGCUUGGUCGUUCAAGAUUUCCGCUUUAUGGGAGUGGGGUUGUGAUGCAUGGUAC